AUGGGAGACGGUGGAAGCCCUCGCGACAGUGAAUGUUGGCGAGGCGGAGUCACAUUCUCCGAUGCCCCGUAUGUUGCAGCAGUCGAGCACCGCAACUACAUCAUGGUGGACAUCACCGGCUCCUCCGAGGACGAAUCCAUCAUUGAUCUCAUGUUCACCGACAGUGUGAAGGUUCUGGACUCUGACAAGAAAGACUGCGGCCACGCCGAUCCUUCGAGUCCACCGCCGGCGGCCACGACAGCUCCAAGGCCCCACAGGAUCAACAUCCUGAGCCUUCGGCUCCGCCUGGCGGGGCGAGUCCAUAGGAGCAUGAGCAAGAAGAAGAAGCUCUCCGCCGGGUUCCCGGCGCAGGAGGAGGUCUCAGCGCUGCUACCGCCGCCGGAGAGAGCGUCGGCGGAGGAGGAGGCACGGCCGGAGGAGUUCAACCGGGUGUUCCUCACGUACGCGAGCUCGCUCGACGAGCGGUUCGACGGCUUCGGCGAGCAAUUCAGCUGCAUGGAAUUCAAGGGGAGAAGGGUGCCCGUUCUUGUGCAGGAGCAGGGGAUUGGCAGGGGAGACCAGCCCAUCACUUUCGCUGCCAAUCUCCUCAGCUACAGGUCGGCAGGAAACUGGAGCACCACGUAUGCUCCGUCCGGCGCGGUCGUCGGCAUGCAGGGCGGCACGGACGCCGUCCGCCGUGUGUGGAGCCAGCUGCGAGACCACGACGUCCCGGUCUCCGCACUCUGGCUGCAGGAUUGGGUUGGGCAGAGGAAGACGGCGAUCGGGUCGCAGCUCUGGUGGAACUGGGAGGUCGACGACGAUCACUACGCCGGCUGGAAGGAUCUUAUACGCGACCUCAGGUGCGACGGCGUGAGGACGAUGACAUACUGCAAUCCCUGCCUCGUCCCGAUGGGUGAGAAGGGGAACGCGAGGAGGCACCUGUACGAGGAGGCCAAGGAGCUGGGGAUCCUGGUGAGGGACGAGGCCGGCGAGCCAUACAUGAUGCCCAACACGGCGUUCGACGUGGCAAUGCUGGACUUCACCAACCCGGAGGCGAGCUCCUGGUUCAAGGGCAUCCUGCGCGGGAUGGCGGACGAAGGCGUCAGCGGCUGGAUGGCCGACUUCGGGGAGGGCCUCCCGCUGGACGCGCGGCUCCACUCGGGGGAGGACCCCGUGGCGGCGCACAACCGGUACCCGGAGCUGUGGGCGCGCGUCAACCGGGAGUUCGCCGACGAGUGGAAGUCGGAGGCCGGCGAGGACGAGGAGGAAGGGGUGGUGUUCUUCGUGCGGGCGGGGUUCAGGGAGAGCUCCAGGUGGGCGAUGCUCUUCUGGGAGGGGGACCAGAUGGUGAGCUGGCAGGCCAACGACGGCAUCAAGAGCAGCGUCGUGGGCCUGCUCAGCGGCGGCCUCUCCGGCAUCCCGCUGAACCACAGCGACGCCGGCGGGUACUGCACCGUCGACCUUCCGCUCCUGCGCUACCGACGGAGCGAGGAGCUCCUCAUGCGCUGGAUGGAGGUGAACGCCUUCACCGUCGUCUUCCGCACCCACGAGGGGAACAAGCCCGGGUCCAACUGCCAGUUCUACUCCAACAGCCGGAUCCUCGCGCAUUUCGCGCGCUGCGCCAAGAUGUACAAAGCCUGGGAGUUCUACCGCGUCCAGCUCGUCGAGGAGGCGGCGGAGAAGGGCCUCCCCGUGGCGCGCCACCUAUUCCUGCACUACCCGGAGGACCGGCGCGUGCAGGAGCUGACGUACCAGCAGUUCCUGGUGGGGACGGAGAUGAUGGUGGUGCCGGUCCUGGACAAGGGCAGGACCGCGGUGACCGCCUACUUUCCGACGUCGGACGGGGGGUCGUGGAGGCACGUGUGGACCGGCGAAGAGUUCGGCGGUGGGCACAGGAGCGGGCACGGUAGCGUGGGGGAGGCGACGGUGCACGGGUUCCAGGCCGAGGUCACCGCCGACGUGGGCUGCCCAGCCGUGUUUGUGAGGGUUGGGUCACCCGUUGGGGAAAGGCAGUCUGGUUACAUAUACAAGGAGCAGCCUACAUGCAGGGCACGAUCACACGAGGUGGCGCUAGACUAG
Molecule: messenger RNA, 2058 nt
Organism: Triticum turgidum subsp. durum (durum wheat)
Lineage: Eukaryota; Viridiplantae; Streptophyta; Magnoliopsida; Poales; Poaceae
Source: the annotation of a GenBank genome assembly